GCUGGUGCUGCUGGGCUUCUCUCACACUUAUGCUUCUUUCUCCGCGGCGAACGGGAUCGCCACGCUGCUGUCAUCGCGCGUCUCUACCUCACAGCGACCAUCGGCAUCAGCCUGGCCCAAUGGCAGGUCCUACAGAUGCCUCUCCGGGAGGCCAUCUUUGAGACCUUGGAGAUCGACGGUGUCUACUUUGGUACCCUUGUCACCAGCAUGAUCACUUACCGACUAUUUUUCUCCCCUCUGCACCAUCUACCAGGCCCGCUGUGGGCGCGCAUAACCAAGCUCCAUCACGUCUGGAAGAUCCGCCAUGCCGACAAUUAUCGGUAUACCAAUCAGCUUCAUCAUCAAUAUGGAGAUGUGGUCCGGACUGGCCCCAACGAGGUCAUGCUUUUCACCACCGAUGCCUUCAUGAAGAUCUAUGGGCCAGGGUCCAAGUGCACUCGGGGUACAUUUUACGAUAUGAUGCUGCCUCUGGUCUCGAUUGUGACGACGCGGAAUGCCCAGAUUCAUACCCACAAGCGGAAGCUAUGGGCACAGGGAUUAGGUGUUAAAGCCCUGGAGGUAUGGGAGCCUAAAGUCUUCGCCCACGCGCAGGAACUGGUCAAUCAGCUGCGAAAGCAGAUAAACAAGUCGAUUGACAUGUCCAAGUGGACGGAAUACUACACAUUUGACCUGAUGGGACUCAUUGGCUUCAAUAUCAAGUUUGGUCUUCUGCAAAAGCACAAGCACCUGGCACUGGAUAUGUAUAGUGCUGGACAUCCGGUCCUGGGAGUCAUUGCUCCUACCCCGUGGUUAUACUUCCUGACCCACGCCAUCCCCUACGCGCAGGAGGGCUACAAGAUGUUUGCUGGGUGGGCGGAGAAGCAAUUGCGCGCGAAGAUUGAAAGUAAAUCCCACGACAAGGACAUCCUAAGCCAUGUCAUUCGCGACGCCCAAGAGAACGGCGGUGUCACCGCCAACUGGAACCAUCUUCUCGGCGACUUUAUCCUGCUCUUCUCCGCUGGAAGUGAUGCCGCCCGCCAAACCCUUACAAACGUCCUCUACUACCUCGUCCGCUACCCGGAGCACCGCCAACAGAUCUGCGCUGAGCUCAAAGCCCUGGAAACAAUCCACAGCCACAGAGCCCUACAGCAACUCCCACACCUGAAUGCCGUCAUCAAGGAGACGAUGCGCUUACACCCCCCCGUUCCCUGCGCUGGAUUGCGUAUCACGCCCCCCGAGGGCAUUCAUAUCCACGAUACGUUCAUCCCAGGCGGUACCACCGUUCUCGUUCCUCAUUACACUCUCUUCCGACGACCCGACUCCUUCACCCACCCAGACGAUUUCAUCCCCGAACGCUUCUCCACAAAACCUGAACUCGUCCUCGAUUCCCGCACAUGGCAGCCCUUCAGCGCCGGUGACUACCAAUGUAUCGGGAAGAACCUCGGUAUGAUGGAGAUUCGGGUCGGGUUGGCGAUGCUGUUAAUGAAUUUUGAGUUUGAUUGGGCGGAUGCGGACCGUGGGGAGAGGGUUUUGGUGGAUGCGAAGGAUUACUUUACUACUGUGCCGGGGAGGUUGGAGCUUAUUGUUAGGGAGAGGGGGGAUUGAAGUUGAAGUUGAAGUUGAGGUGGGGAUGGGGAUGUGGGGAGAGAUGGUUGGAUGAGG
Molecule: messenger RNA, 1641 nt
Organism: Aspergillus heteromorphus CBS 117.55
Lineage: Eukaryota; Fungi; Ascomycota; Eurotiomycetes; Eurotiales; Aspergillaceae
Product: cytochrome P450
Exons: 7
Coding region: 136-1584 (482 amino acids)
Molecular function (GO): oxidoreductase activity, acting on paired donors, with incorporation or reduction of molecular oxygen; iron ion binding; heme binding
Source: RefSeq, a predicted model, not a curated record